Entrophospora sp. SA101 is the source of this 5091-nucleotide messenger RNA. NCBI's taxonomy places the organism in Eukaryota, Fungi, Glomeromycota, Glomeromycetes, Entrophosporales, Entrophosporaceae. The record is from the annotation of a GenBank genome assembly.
AUGUCUGAAAAAGAAAAAGAAAUCGAAUUACUUGAAAAUGUCGAACUACGUUUUGCUCUUGUUGAUUCAGAUCAACAAUUAGAAAAAUUAAUAAACCUUUUUUUAACACCUGUUCUUUUAAAACUACAAAGUCCUCAUGAAGUUGUUAGAACAAAAGUUAUGAGUGUUCUUGGUCAUAUAAAUAAACGCAUCAAAUCAAAAUCAAACAUUAAACUUCCUUUAAAUACUUUGAUAAAUAUUGUUUGUACCGAAAAUGUAACAAAUUCAAAUUUCGUUAAAAAUUUUGCCAUAAUGUAUUUAGAAAUGGCAUAUGAAAGAAUUACUGAAGAGGAACAAAUUGAUAAUCUUCUCAGUUUAAUCAAAAACAUUUCUUCGAAACCAGCCUCUCAAAAACAAGCAUUGAUUCAUAUUAUUUUACCGGUUUUAACAAAAUAUAAGCCAAAGGGAGCAGAAUCUCCAUCAUCUUUAGAUCCUUAUAAUUUCCAAUCAAAUUCUGACGAUGCUAGAUUUCUCUUAGACUCAUUUCUUAAUGUAUUGCUGUAUCAUCCAGAAUUACAAGCAAGGCAAAAAUCAUUGUUUCAACAAUCUCAAGAACAGAAUUCUGGACAACAAGAAGGAUCUCAGGACUCUUCUCAGCAAGCGGUGCAAAUACCAUCCGGUCUUAGUCCAGCUUCUGUGAAAUUUGUCACUAAUGAUUCAAAAGCACAAUGGGCAUUGAAAAUCGCAGAUUUAAAACUUAUAAAAAUAGGGAUUCUUCAAUUUGUGAAUUCUUAUGUGGUUUGGCCAGACUCUUUGCCGAAUGAUAUCCAUUUUUUAAGAUUUUUGGUCUUAUUGGUAGCAAGUUGUGAUUCUUCACAUGAAGUUGUUAGUGGUGGUGAAGAUGGUUUGAAAAAAUUGAAAAAAAUUGAUUUGGAAUCUAAAAAGGCAGCAACUUGGGAAAGUCAACAAAUACAGGCUGAUGCUUCGAAAUUAAGACCAAUUGCGCUUGUGCUUUUAUCUGGUUUAUUAAAAUUUAUUAAGGAAUUAGAUGAUAAAGAAACAUUAAGAGGGUUUGCCUAUGUGGCUGUUAGUUUGCUAGCAAAAAGAGUUCCUGAACUUUUCCGUAAAGAUUUAUCAAUCCUCCAAUCAUUUUUUGCUGCAUUAUCAACUGAAAGCAAAAAUGUCAAAAUUUCUGUUCAAGAAGCUUUGUCUAAUAUGGUAGAGGCAUUUAAAGACGUAGAAACUUGGGCAGAUACUGAUUCUAUUAAAAUGAUCGAAAAGAUUUUAGAAGAAAAUGUUGAAAAGCCUGAACAUCAAGCUAGAUACUGUGCAAUUAAAUAUUCUAUAAACCUUUUUCCAUUUGAUCAUAUUUUAUCAAGAUAUUUAUGUUUACUUGCAUCUUCAGAUGAAAAGUUGGAGGUUAAAGAAAUGGCAUCAAAUGGAUUAUCAUUCCCUGAUCCAAGGUCACCUAAACUUUAUCCAAACGAGCCUGAAAAAGAAAUAAAAAUUCCUUCAUUUAACGAUUUGGUUAAUUUGAUUUAUUCAAAAUCUAAGCAAAGAUCCAUUAAUUUAAUUGAAGUUUUACAAACGACUAGAUCAUUUGGAAAAAAAUAUAUUUUAGGUUAUCGUACCGAUGUCUACAUGAAUAUCUUAAAAUUUUUGCGAAAUUUGAUAAUAGCUAGUGCUGACCCAACUUCAAUAAUUGAUGAAUUAUCAUUUGAACUUGGUGGUGGUGAAACCACAUUAAUCAAUCCGAACACUAGAAAUUUAGUAAAGGAAUGGAUAUAUCACCAAUGGAUCAAAGAUCAGAAAUCAUCAGAAAAUAUGGACAUUGAUAAUUCACAAGCGUCUGGUAGUUUAAAUAUUUAUUUGGAAUUAGUUGAAAAAGGAUUGGAUAAUGAGGGUAUUAUAGACUCAUUGUUACAGUCUACUGCUGCAUCAUGCCUUUUGGAGCUUAUUUCACUUGGUCCAUCAUCAUUAUCUAGUUCAUAUACAUUCAUGAGUGUGAUUAAACUUGAAGUGCGUAAUGCAAUGGCUCAUGUUUUGGGUAUUGUUAGUACUAGUGAGCUUGAACAAUAUCCUGAAAGAUGUCAAGCCAUUGGUGAAUUAAUUAAAGAAUUUUUAAACACUGCAAAAGAUCAGUCGCGACAAAUAUCUAGUGAAUAUCAUCAUGGGUGUAUUAUUGCUUUAGGAUAUAUUAUUGGGCGAUUAUCUUAUCGUUAUCAAUCAAAUUUAAGUUCAAUUGUUCCACUAACUUUAAUAUUAGAAUGUUUAGAUUUUAUUUAUCAAGAUCUCGAUUCAUCCAAGCAGUUGUGGUUAAUUGGCGCAUCGUUAGCAUUAGGCGAGGCCUGUAGAUAUUUUCAUUCGACAUCUUUUGACAACAACUCCAUCAUAGAUAAAGGUAAAAGUAAGCUCGAAGAAGGUCCUGAGCGGAUUUUUGAAAAGAUUAUUGAUAAAUUGAUCAAACUUGUUAAAAAUACUAAAGAUGUAAAGUUUCAAGAAGCAGCCAUUAUGGCUCUUGGAUAUAUUGUUUUUGGAAAUAAAAUUUAUACAGAAAAAGUGUUAUCACUUUAUUAUGAUUUAGCCUAUUCACUAAAUAAACAAGUUGAAGUUCAUUUUACAAUUGGUGAAUCUAUUACUUGUAUUGCAGCGGGUUGGGAAAGUAUUGUAAUGGAAAAACAUUUGGAUAUUGCUGACGUCUUGACACCAAAAAUUGUCAUUGAGCCUGAUGUCAUGCAAAAUAUAUUAAAUAAAUUAUUCAAUGAACUGCUACCUACCGGGAAAGCCUCUGUUAAGAAAGCUAUAUGUGUUUGGAUGCUAUGUUUAGUUAAAUUUUGCUCAAAAUUUACUCAAGAAGUUGCAUCGAAAGGUAUUGGACUUGUAUAUGAAUUAGGCGAUAAAAAAGUGAAAGAGCAGCUCGUGGAUUCACUUGUUGGAAUGUUUGGUGGCAAAAGACCUAAGGAAACAAUUGAAAAUGACACACAAUUGUUUGAUGCAAAUAUUCUCGGUCAAACACCUGACGGAUCAACAAUCACGACAUAUCAAUCAAUUCUUUCCUUAGCAUCUGAUAUGAACCAACCGGAACUAGUUUACAAAUUUAUGCAAUUGGCUAGUCAUAAUGCCAUGUGGCAAUCACGUAAAGGAGCAGCAUUUGGAUUCUCGAAUAUUAUUUCACAGGCUGAGAAAGAACUGGAACCAUACUUAAAAGAUUUAGUCCCAAAACUUUACAGAUACCAAUAUGAUCCAAAUCCUAGAGAAAGUGUAAGGAUAGCAGCAUUUAAAACAUGUCGUUCUUUAACCAAGGUUACAGUAAAGUAUUGUGAUCCAGACAAUGUAUCAACUGCCGAAGGACAAAAAAUAAUGGAUAUCAUCAUGCCAUUCCUAUUGACAAAAGGAUUGGUGUCUGAUGCUGAAGAUGUUAGAACGUUUUCAUUAAAGACAAUAUUAAAAAUUUGUAAAACUGCAAAAACUUUAUUAAAAUCCCAUAUAACUGAAAUAGUUGAAAAUUUAUUAGAAGGAUUAUCUAAAUUAUUAACAAUACCAAUGUUAUUAUUGAUAGAUUACCUUAGUUUUCAUAUUGAAAAAUAUGAUGUUUCACAAGAACAGCUUGAAAAUAAGAGAUUAUCUGCUACUAAGGUAUCUCCAAUGAUGGAGGGGAUUGAAUCAUGUAUAGAUUAUAUAGAUGAAAAGGUUUUAGAGACGUUAAUUCCCAAAUUAUUACAAUUGAUUAGAAAAGGCGUUGGAUUACCAACUAAGGCUGGUUGUUCAAAAUUUGUAGUUUCAAUGUGUCUAAAACAAGCACAAAUUCUCAGACAACAUGCAGACGCCAUUAUGAGAGCGUUAAGCGGCGCAAUCUUAGAUCCAUCAUCUACAGUCAGAAAAUCUUAUGCUGUGGCAGUUGGUUAUUUAGCACAUUUAACUACUGAUAGUACUUUGAUCAAAUAUAUUGAACACGUCAAAAAAUUUUAUAUUGAAAAUAGUGAGGAUUCAAAUAGAUCCAUUACGGCUAUUUCAAUACUUGAAAUGUCAAGACAUGCUUCAGAUGAAUUAAAAAGAAUUUAUGUCGAAGUCUUACCUUUAACAUAUUACGGUAUGCAUGAUUCUGAUAAUAAUAUUAAGAAAAUUUGGGUUGACAUAUGGGAAGAAAAUACAGCAGGUUCUACUGGUGCAGUUAAAUUAUAUUUAAAAGAAAUCAUUGAACUCCUAACAGUACUAUUGGAAUCACCAUCAUGGUCAACUAAAAGACAAGCUGCAUUAACUAUUGCUGAUGUAGCCAAAACCAUAGAACAAAGUUUGUUGAUAUAUAUGGAUAAAGUACUUCCAUUAUUAAUAACUGGAUUAUCGGGUAGAACUUGGGUAGGCAAAGAAGCAUUAGUUGAAGCAUUAACUACAGCUUCCGUUUCGUGUAAAGAAUAUUUUAAAAAUAAUGAAAAUCUUCCCAAGUUAAAUGAAAUUGCUAAAAACAAUAAGGAAUAUAAAAGACAUUGUAUUUCAUUAUUAGGGAAAUUUUCCUUUUGUUUUACUGAUACAAUUGAUUUAUAUCCCGAAGUUAAAGAUUUUUUGAUUGAGUUGAUGACUGGUGAAUUAGAUCCAGAUGAAAUGGAUGUGGAUGAUACAAAAGAAAAACCAUUAUUUUUUUUGAUAAAAGCAAAUUCUGCUCUAUGUAUUGGUAUGGCCUGGUCUAGCAAAAGAGAUAUCCAAGUAAAAUAUUCAAAAGAAUUAGGCACAUCAUUAGGAAACUCGUUAUUAUCAGGAAAAAACGUAUGGAACGUAAGACUUAACUUAUUAGAGUCGCUUGAAAAAUAUAUUGAUAGGCUGGAUAUUAAAUCAAUGGAAAUUGAUGAAAACGAUAAGAUUGAAAAAAUAUUGGACGAAGAGACUUUAAUUAGCAUUUUUAAAGGUUUGAAGGACAGUUUAUCAGACCUUAAAUAUGUUGCAAUACGUACAAAAAGUCUAGAGGUUUUGAAAAAAAUAUUAGAAAGAAUUAAGGAAACAUCUUUAAUAAAUUCAUUAAAUAUUAAAAAUGAAUUAAAAGAAUUGAUUUUAAUCGUCGAAAAAGAUCCUCAACCAAGUAUUUCAGAAUUAGCUAAAGAUUUAAAGAAAAUUAUUUAA